UUUUGUGAGUAUAGUGAGAAACUAAGCUGCUGCGCAUCACGACCUCAGGACCUCAGUAGGUCUUUAUUCUAUGAGUAGGUCGUCAUUAUUCUAUGAGGUCGUGCUGCGCAUGCUGCCGCGUCUUGCCUAGGGGCGCAGGAGUAGCAGAUGUGCUUUCGUUAUUUAGCCAAUUGAUUUGGCACUUUCUUUAUUCUAUGUGGUGCUGGUGAAUCGGACGUAAACGGGUAAACGUUCAACCACGUGUUCUGUGGUUCAACCAUUGUGUAAAACGCUUGGUCUGUAGCUUAACGUUUAGUCGUUUUUAGAAGUUGUGCAGCUGUUACAUUACGUGAUCGUCAAGCCGCGCACGCGAACUACGCUUGGUACGCUUUCUGUGCGAUCACCGCUGCGGCAGCAGUAGCAGCAGUAGGGCAGUAGGGCAGUAGUACGUGCGUGAUCCCUGAGCGGUGAACGGCUGAUCAAGAAGCCGGUGCAGUGCGCAACAAGCCUUCGUAAUCAUAAGCUGUGGUGCCGUCUGUGGCUAAGCCCGCCCGACUAUGGAGAACACACUUCGCGAAGUGAUGGCCCGGCUCACCAACCAGCCGUCGGACACCGUACGGCCGGCGUGCAAGAAGUGCGGCUACCCGGGCCACUUCACGUACCAGUGCCGCAACUUCCUCAAGGUGAACCCAAACAAAGACAUCGUGCUGGACGUGAGCAGCACGAGCUCGGAGGAGGACAGCGACGACGAGCAGUUCGUGUCGCCGUUGACGCAGCUUAACUUGGCGCGGGCGGCUGCCGCCGCAGCAACGGCGCCAUCGUCGUCCGACGCCGGUGCCAGCCGACAACGUCACCGGUCCUCGUCUUCGCACGAGAAGGCGAAAAAGAAGAAAAAAAAGAAGCGCCACCAUCGGUCGCGGUCACCCCGUCGGAGAAGCAGCGGUGAGGACCGCGACGGGCAACGCAAGGGGCGCGACAGCUGCCGCAAGAGCAAAAAGAGCGACCGCAAGAAGAGCAAGCACUCCUCCCGGGACGACAAGGAGUUUCGCCACAAGAAGAAGAAAAAGGGCAGCAGCAGCUGCUCCAGCGACUCUUCUACCGACAGUCGGUGACGCUUCGGCCCACUACUCAUUUGCGACGUGAACUCGCGUUGUGCGUCAGCGAAACCAUCGACCAGGGUGUAAUAGCAUGUCGCGCUGCAGAUCCGCAGAAAUGAAAUGUCUGUAUUCUCCUGCGCUGCCAUUUAAAGCGUAGUGUUGUGCAGAACAAACUUGUACUUUCAGCUAAUAACCGACCCUUGGAAAGCGACGGCAUUACCGUGGCCUACCGGAGUAGUGCCAGGGGAAGCGAAACGCAGUCGAUGGCGGCUGAGGUAGGGAGUGGCCAGAAAAUUAGCCGCCACCGAGUGUGCCCAUGGUAACUAGGGACUACAAUGAGAGGUGGGGGGGGGGGGGGGACUUGCAGUGAACUUGAUGGCGAGGAUAAUAAGUGUUUAAGAAGGCUGCAUAAUCAUGAUUGUACUGGUUGUUUAUAUUGUUACAAGGCGGGAGAUGUUUAUUUAGAUGGCUCAACACUAAAGCACUGGAUGGGGUGAGGUUGCCAGACCAAAAACGUCUGUCUUCCUUCUCUUUGGGUGUACAAACGCACCAUUAUAGUACGUAACCAUUCUUGUACAGUCAUCAUUUUGGGCAUAAUGUGAACAAACAGCAUAAAAAAUAUGGACAGUAAUCAGAGGAUGACGAACACUGGCACUGACUUGCCACUAAAGCUUUAGUAUGGAAAAUGACAAUUCUAAAGCAAUGUCUUCUAGUUCUUCUACGUGCUUUAUGCUCUGUGCGCAUUAUGGAGCCACACCAACAAGCUAAACUCUCAGUCAUGAUCAUUUUGGGCACAAAGCUCAGAAAUAAUUGAGUGAACUGGCUCAGCAGUGCAAGCAGAAGUGGCCUUUUUGCUACUACUGAUGCAACAUUUUGUGUUAAUUGGAUGCUGCUUGGAACCAGUUUGUUGCCACUAAGGCUGGCAGAAGGAGAUGCCAGAGAGUGGCAGUAAACAUUUCUUGUGCGGCAACUUUUCGCACUUUAGACCGUGCCUUCAUGGUAGCUCACUUCGUAAACCAGCAUCACGGGACCUAGAAUUUCGAUUGUCAUUUCACACAACACGCAGAGUACAAUCCAUAGAUGCACCCAUUCAGUGCACGUUAGCACCUUCAGGCACUGUGUGCACAACGGGGUAUGCCAAGAUAGUGCUUCAAGAAUGCUGAUGAAAAUAAUGAUAUUUAAAACAUGCCACAUACAUCUUGAAACACUUUUGACUGGACAUAUGCUGCAAGUUUAAUUAUGUGUAAAGUUUUUAAUAAAAAAGGGGUUUGAAAGUAGA
This is a messenger RNA of Dermacentor andersoni, 2355 nucleotides long. RefSeq lists its product as uncharacterized. The record is from RefSeq and is a predicted model, not a curated record. Lineage: Eukaryota; Metazoa; Arthropoda; Arachnida; Ixodida; Ixodidae. Gene Ontology annotation, molecular function: nucleic acid binding; zinc ion binding.